Molecule: messenger RNA, 1955 nt
Organism: Folsomia candida
Lineage: Eukaryota; Metazoa; Arthropoda; Collembola; Entomobryomorpha; Isotomidae
Product: (Lyso)-N-acylphosphatidylethanolamine lipase
Exons: 7
Coding region: 241-1404 (387 amino acids)
Source: RefSeq, a predicted model, not a curated record
CGUUAGGUUAAUAUUAGCUAAUAUUAGCAAUACCACUUUUUACCCAGCAGCCACACUGUAUAUAGCAAAUUGCAUCAGGUUCUGAUAUGCUAAAAGUUACUCAUCCUCAUCUCAAGCACAUGCUUGUACAUACAUAUUUAUUUAUAUUUCCAUGAUUCAGCUGUCCUGUGCUUCAAAUUACACAAAACAUUUAGAUUACAAAGUGAUAUUCCUGUUCUUUAUUUUAUCUUUGCGGUUGUAAUGUUAAGCUUGAGACUAAUAAGAUUACAUAGAAAACAAAUACCAAGGAAUUGCAUAGGCAUAUUAACACAAACAACGAUAGAUAUCGAGAUAUUAUUUCCAAUCAGAAGGUCAUAUUUCCGAUGGAUUCCCACAUCAGACAAAGAAUUUGCAGAAUCAGAGAGGAAGCUGCUAACAUGUUUGAAGUCACCAUACGAAACUUGCUUCGUGGACGCUGGAGAAGUUUCGGAAUUUCAAAACCUAACCAAACUGACGAAUAUAAAGAUUCAGACCCUGGCAGUAAACAAAUUGCGACAAGGAACUCCACUCGUACUCUUGCAUGGAAUGGGUCUAGGACUUGGCUCGUUGUUAUCUAUGAUUAACGCCGUCUCAAGUCAGUAUCAAGGACCAAUUUAUGCCUUAGAUUUGCCUGGUUUUGGCCGCAGUACACGCUUAAACUUUCCAACCGAUCCUAAACAAGCAGAGGAGACGUAUAUUAAAUUGUUGGAGGGGUGGCGACGUGCCCUUCAUCUGACAAGAGUAUCUAUUGUGGGGUACAGUUUAGGGGGCUUCUUAGCUACAUCAUAUGCUCUCAAAUAUUCUGACAGAGUUCGAGAACUGGUUUUGUUAGACCCGUGGGGAUUUCCAAAUAAACCAAAGAAAUUAACGUCACUUGUAGGAAGUCGAAACCCUGUCGCAAUAUUUGCUACAAUAUCAGUUACAAAACUAAUAAACGUUUUCGCCACAUUAAGACUGCUCGGACCCUUGGGUCCUCUUGUUCAUCGUGGCAAAAAAGAAAGUAAACUUUUCUGCAGAAACUUUGAAAUUCAUGCUCGAGUAUCAGGGUCAGGAAAAAACCUGAGUGAAUAUUUGUAUCAUUGCAUGGCUGCGAAUCCAAGUGGGGAGGCUGCCUUUCGCUCAUUAAUGGAUUCAAUUGUGUUCGCCAAAAAUCCAAUGUGCCAACGACUUUAUGAUCUAAGGGUACCUAUGACCAUGGUUUAUCCGCAAUAUGACUGGUUCAUCCCUGGAAUUCCGAGCAAAGAAUUGCAACAACUAGCCGGACGAAAAUGUCCCCUUCGGAUUCAUACAAUUCCUUCGACGAAUCAUGAGACAAUACUUUUCGCGAAAGAAGUUGAACAAUUACUUUGUGACAUGAAUGCAAAAACUGAAGACUGCAGUAGUUAAUAUUUUGGAACAAUGUAGUUAUAAUAUUGGUAAUUCAUAAAAGUCUGACCACCCAGUGGCAUAUUUUGUUAUACAUGAAUGAACGUACUCAAGGCGACAUAAGCUAUUGUAGUUAUAGAGAGAAGUACACGCGCUCGUAUAUACCGUAUUCAUUUUAUAAAUGUAUUUAUUUUUUUAAUUUGUCACCUCCUGAUAUAAUUUUUUCCAUAACUACAAUCUGUAUGUCCCCUUGGCACGUGUCAAGUACUUUAAUCAAUUGAAGUCUUGGUUAUUUUAGCCAAUUUCAAUUUAUUACUUUCUCGUAAUAUCUUAUUCAUUUGAAUACCGAUGUGUUAUAUAUAUGUACAUCAUGUACACCACAUUGCGUUAUUUCUUGCCUGAUUUUGCUGUUGUUAUUUGUAUAAUGAUAAUGUUUUGUGUGAAGAUGCAAAUUACUAUGGAUUCUUAAUUAGAUGUUGACCUAGCAGAAUCCGAAAUUAUUGACACCUUUGUGUUUAGUUUUUACGUUAAAAAAAAUCCAAUAAAAGAGUUCAUUUUGCCAAGAAGAUUGA